AAGCUUUCAAGGCUUUUAGCUGAUGCCAGCAGACAUGUGUCUCCAGGCUUGUCAUAAAACUGCUGGUCCAUGAAGGAGAGCAACGGGUACAAUCUUCAAGAAAGGAGAGGGGAAUAGGAAACUGAACAAAUCAAGAACUAUUGAACAAUACAGAUUAUCAUUCACUACUGAUGGUUCCGAGGAAUGCGAUGGUUCAGCGGUUAUAGCUGUUGAGCUUGUCAACUGGAAAGCUGACAGUCCGGGUUCAAGACCCAAAUGGUACACAACAGGAGGGACACAGGAAAGAAGGCAAGGAAGACUCCAUGGAAUGAGAAAGCUGAUCUGACAUGAAGCAGAGGCAUCUCUAGUGGAUUAAGGCAACAUUGUUUUAAAAAAAAAUCUUCAGCUCAGAGUUUUUCCAGGAAGAACUUUAGUCUGGGAAAGAAGAUAAAGCUUCAAGGACAGCAUUAUACUCCUUCUCCUGACCCUUAUAUUUGGACCCUGAAAACAUGAUUGUUCUUGGCAUACAGUUUCCGGCUUAGUUUUUCAAGUUAGGCACAACAUGGAUUCAUGUACCUAUUUCAAUGGCUCUAGUUCUGGAGGGCGGAAUUUGCUCGUAAAGUGAAAGAUAAUGGCUAGCCAACUUCCCAGACAAGUAAAAUUUUGGACUUUUAAGUGGCUCCACAUCUCCAGUCUUAGUUUCUCCUGACCUUUCCAAGAGGGACUCACUUGAUCCAAUUUAGCAGCAGCUUAUCAAGAGGAUCAUUAGCUUUCUGGGAAAUAGAAAACAGAACAGUCGAAGAAAGAUAUUUCAUUUAUUUUAAUAAUACCUGAAUGAUUCCAGGAUAAAUUCUUUCCAGUCUGGUAGAACUGCAGGUAGAAUUACUGAGACUGCAAAAAGCAAUGACCUGAUUAUAUUUUUCUAGCGCAAUGAGAAACUUCUGCAAGGCGUCAGCAAAUUAUGUCUCCAGCACAUCAACACAAAAUAAAAUACACUAAAAAAAAGGAGCACAUUUUAUCUUAAUGCAAGAUCAAAAAAUCUAGUGAUCAACAGAUCCUGGGUAAAAGUUAUCAGUUUUGUUUACAUUUUAUAUUAUAAUCUUUUAACUUCUCCAUAGAAAUUACACAUGCAUGUGUGCAGGUAGUCUGCUCUCUUCUACUUCCUAUAGAAAAAGGUUAUUCAGGAAGCUAAACAAGCUACUAAAACCUGUCAGCUUCUUGCUUAAUUAGAACUCUUUUAUGGUCCUAUAAGUGCCUCAAGAUCUAACUUGGAUUCGAUGGCCUAUGUUUCUCCAGCGAUAAUGUAGCAGUUUUUUGUCAGUGAUUCUCAUUGGCUGGGUUGUGUCUCCACCCAUUGCUGCUCUUUCCUGAUUGGCCUCUCUUUGCCAUGUAGCUUCUACCUUGCCAAAAUGACUGCAGACUGUGUCCAGCUGGGAGGAGAGCAGUUUGUACCCCACUGCUCUCCUGCCAUGAUAUUAAGCCCUUUUCUUGUAGCAGUGGUAGUAGUCUUUGCCAGUGCUGUCACUGGUUGCCCAGUUCUGUGCACAUGCCGCAGCCAGGCUGUGGAUUGCAGUGGACUACGACUGUUUUCAGUCCCACCAGAUCUUCCAUUGGACACCAGAAACCUAAGCUUGGCUCACAACCACCUCACUAGCAUCCCUCCUGGAUACCUUACCUGCUAUUUGGAAUUGAGAGUAUUGGAUUUGCGGAACAACUCCCUUGUUGAACUACCAGUUGGACUCUUUUUGACAUCUAAGCACCUUUCCCACUUAGACUUGAGCUACAAUAACUUGACUCAGGUGGUGGCUGAUAUGUUUCAGGAAGCCUACAGUCUGGUACAUGUUGACUUAAGCCACAACCCUUGGCUGAAGAAGGUAGACCCCCAAGCUUUCCGAGGCUUGGUCCAACUACGUGAUCUUGAUCUCAGCUAUGGGGCUCUGUCUUCCCUUAGCCUUGAAGCCUUAGAAGGUCUCACGGGCCUGGUGACUCUUCAAAUUGGAGGCAAUCCCUGGAUAUGCGGUUGUACCAUGGAGCCACUGCUGAAGUGGUUGACAAAUAGGAUCCAGAGAUGUAUGUCAGAUACCCAACUGGCAGAGUGCCGGGAGCCUCCCGAAAUGGAGGGUGCUUCUUUGCUUUCGCUGACAGAGGAGAGCUUCAAGGCUUGCCACUUGACCUUGAGCCUGGAUGAUUAUCUCUUCAUUGCCUUUGUGGGCUUUGUGGUUUCCAUUGCUUCUGUUGCUACCAACUUCCUGCUGGGCAUCACUGCCAAUUGCUGCCACCGCUGGAGCAAGGCAAGUGAGGAUGAGGAGAUAUAGUCAGCUGGCUUGAUCCUUCCAGCUCCCGCAUCGCUCACAGCCAAGGAAGGGAGAGGGGGCAAGGACUGUCAUGCUCAGGGAAGGCGAGGAAGCUUGUCUUUCCCCCACUAGGCUGUUUUCCUGAGCCUUCCUCCUCACCUGCAGGUAGCAUCAGACUACCACCCAUCCAUCUAUUUGCUUGUUUGGAGACAGGGCCUGUAGGGAUAGGGAGACUGAAGUGUGCCUUGUACAAUUCUGUUUGUGCUGGAAACAGCCAGACAAGUCCUGAAAAAUGACAAAAACACAUGCUCAGACCACCUUUCAUCCUUUGCUUUCUCUUCUUUGCUCCCGCUUAACAUAUACUUACAUCUUUUUUUUCCCCUCUGCGCUUGUUGCAUAUUCUUUAAAUUCAUAAGUGGAGCAUAGACUCACUCAAAGAUCCACUUGCAAUGCAUAUCCAUCUGACUACUGACCGAUGAGAAAAAAAACCCAAGACUUCCCUUUUGGGAAGCCUGAAGAAUUCUGCCCUCUAGAUCAUUCCAUCUCAUAACUACAUCAAGGAAGGUUGUUUGAAGAAGGUUCAUUUUCAAGCACGAAAGAAAUGUCCUUUGAGCUUCUUCCACAAGUUCCAGUGGCCAUCCUUUGGACAUAUUUAUACAUUCAGAGUUUGCAGUUUUAUCAAUAACUCCCCCCCCCCCAAAAAAAAACCACAAAUAUUUGGAGACAAAAAAAAAGAAGGGCAGAUAGUCUACUUUUCAUCCCACUUGCUAAUUAUUUUAGUAUAGAUGGUGCUACAAUUUACACAAAUGUCUGUUGGUUUAUGACCAGCCUCAUGCUAACCAAACAGAUUUUAGCUGGAAUGGCCUGCAAAGAGGGUUACUGACCUGAACUUCAAAUAUGGCAGAUAUGCAAGAGAAUUACUAUACUACAUUACAGGAGUGUAAAACCUUAAAUAAUUAAAAUAAGUACCAUUAUAGAAUAAGGCUUUAAUGUAUUGCUCAUAAAAAAUAGAAGUAGUGUAUGGCAGCCAGGUGAGUUCCCAAAGCAUUAUAGAGUUUUGAUAGAUAUGAACAUUGAAGUGAACAUUGAAGGAGGAUCGUGUUUUGGAUUGGGUGGAACUAGACUAGCCUGAAAAGUGGGAAAGGGGGUGGGGAAUAAAAAAUGCAGUUACUUGUUGGAAAUAAUGUUUGUGGAGGAUUAAAAACUAUAAGAUGUUUCUCCCAUAGACAUUGUAGAGAAUCACCCUAUCUAGCAAAUUUUUUUUUCAACAUACGGGCUGCUUUGUUUGUUUUUCAAUAUUUUUCAAACCAUAUCUACACCUCAAAGUUAGUUUUUAUAUCCACUUAGCUGGUUUUCUCUAAAGAAUGAGGGUUCUAAAUAUUCUCCUUUAGAGAAUCUUAGUAAUGAAGAAUUGAUUCAAAUUUGAAUGCCUAAUGUAGCAAAUUUAUAUCGUAGCAAGGGGGAGAAAGAUUGUUUAGAUCGUCUUACUGAGAUCACUAGCACUAGAUGGUGCUAAAAGUCAGAAUUGCAAGGGACAUGUGGGAGAUUUGAAAGAAGCCACAUUUAGUAUUACAAAGAUUAUUUCUCCUGAUCUCAUUGAACUGACUGAAAAAUAACUUGCACUUAAGAGAUGAGGGUGAUGUUGACAUCUGUCUCAUUGCUACAUUCCUUUGCUAUUCCAACACUUCAGCAUCUUUCAAUAUCCAUCAUAAAAACACUGUCUUUAUUUUCAUGACAUAACAAAGCUAUAAAUACAGGAAGAAAUUAUUAGAGAAGCGUCCAUAAUAGAACAAUUAGAACAAAUGGAGAAAAUUAAUUUUCUUAAGCAACAGAGGAAGCCAAAAUCAGGGAAGGGAAUAGAACCAAAUGCUUUAUUAUUUCAGCUACUAUUUACACAUUUUACAAACACAGUUUCUAGAAAUAAAAAUCAGAUGAGCACUACCAAGAACAUUGAUUGGCAACAUAAUUUCUGCAUCUAGAUCUACAGUGCAAUGCUGGACAUGAAGAUUCAAAUGCCAAGUGGGCAUAUUAGACUAUAACUAUAGUUAACAUAAACUAUAGUUAAUAUUCCUGCCACAGGAAGCACCUUAUAAAGCCUGUAACUAUCUCGUAGAAAUUUAUGUCUUCUGAUUAUAGUUAAUAUAUUUCAACUUUUUAAUUUUUUGCAUCGAUAUAGGACCAAACAAGAUACUGAAUGCUGCUAUUGGGGGAGAGUGGCUUGGCGGAGAGAAGGGAUAUUAAAAUCCCAUUGUUCUCAAUUACUUCUACUAAAGUCAAGAAGGUGGCAUGUGAAGUUGUCAUUCAAAGGCAAAAUCAUUUUAAAAUGUAUCCUUAUCAGUGUUCUUUUCCUUCUUCUUUUAUGUACUUGAGGUUUUUUAUCCUGAUCGUUUCAUGAGGAGAUUUACCAGGUGAGACCCAUGAAGAUCUGAGAUCUCACAUAAAAAGCCAGCUCUGCCGUUAGUCGAAAUGAAGCAGCUUGCAUCUGGCAGAAAAUAAAAUGGUUAAUUAUUUAGAUUUGUUGCUGUUGCUAUUGCUGUUAAGGAACCAUUACAGUUUUCAUCCCCAGAUGCCAAAUUGUCUCUGACACGAUCAUCCAUUCAGGAAACGUACAAACAAAGAUGUUCAAAAAUCACAUCUUGACACUGAUCUCACCGCGAGUAACUUGGGGAAACAAUAUAACACUGUGAUGGAAGGAUUGGACAGAAGACAGACUAAUUGUUAAACAGCUCUAAAUGUUUGUUUUUAUGAGGCUUUUGGAAAUACCUGGAAACCAGUUUGUACAGGGCUAAAAUUAUAUACUGUAGAUGUUCAUUUGUAAGGUACAAUUAUAUCAUGUGAAUUGUUCUCAAA
Messenger RNA from Crotalus tigris (Tiger rattlesnake), 5123 nucleotides. It is a transcript of the gene LRRC55, whose product is annotated as leucine rich repeat containing 55. The coding region runs from base 1389 to 2294 and encodes 301 amino acids. The record is from RefSeq and is a predicted model, not a curated record. Lineage: Eukaryota; Metazoa; Chordata; Lepidosauria; Squamata; Viperidae. Gene Ontology annotation, molecular function: voltage-gated potassium channel activity; transmembrane transporter binding; potassium channel activator activity. Gene Ontology annotation, cellular component: voltage-gated potassium channel complex. The transcript is spliced from 5 exons.